CCCGACUCUCACACCUACCUACCUACCUCCCAUCCCAGUCACUUUUUCAAACUCUCUCUCUCUCUCUCUCUCUCUCUCUAAAAACCAAAUGCUCCAGCGAUUGUUGUUUACAAAUCAACCACAAUGUGGCAAGUAAUGUUAGCCGCAGCAGUAGCUGGAUCUGGGUUCUUCGCAAAACGCUUCCUCAACACCACCACCACCAAUUCCGAUGAUCCCAACAUUGAAGCUGACACAAAAUGUGAUCAAUCGAAAGAGCUUCAACAACACUUGACUACUCCUCCUUCCAAACCCCAACUUGCAAUCCAUCUCGCAUUUCAAUCAUGCAAUGACUGCAAAUCCGAGUCCGAGACGCAGAGCUCAACAGCAGUUGGUGAUGGAUCGAUAUUUAUGUUUUCGAGUCCUGUGUCGAAGGGAGGAACUGGGUCUCGAUUUGGGUCGAAGAAAUCGGGGGGAAAUAGAGAGGGGUUUAAGAUUUCUGGGUUUGAAAAAGUAGAGAGAAAAUGUGGGGGUUUUGAUCAGAGUAAGAGUGGAAAGAAAUUCGCUGUUUGCUUGAAGAAGAGGCGAACUAGCAAGAAUUCCCCCGGAAAAUGCGAAUCAUGUUCUUCCAAAGACAAUUCAACUUUCAGUUGGGGACUAGGUGUUGGAAUCAUGUGUAUGAUGUCUGCUGGGAAGGCUGAAAUCAGUAGGCUGAACACGGCAGUGGAUGAGACUACAAAAGUUGUUCAAGAAUUAAAAACUGAAUUUUCUAGAAGAAAAUCAUCACGUAAUCUGCAAGUUUCAAGUUCUAAAACUGAAAUUAGUACAAGUCCAUACAAAACUAGAGGCAAACAUACUGAACCAAUACCUCAGUCAAGCACUGAGAACAGAGACAAUGUUCAAGAUUCUGGUGUCUUUGUAACUGAAGACGGUGAAUGUGCAAGUAGUGUUCUUACAGAAGAGCCACAGCAAGAGGUGCUGGAGAUGGACCGUCUGGAAGCAGAGCUCGAGUCUGAACUGCAAAAGCUUCCUUGGUGCUCCACAGAAGCUUCUGGAUUUGAAGGAAAAAUAUCAGACAUUUGUGAGAAUGAAGAUGCUUCUUUCGAAGGAUUUUACAAACCAGAUGGCCAGACUUCUGAUUCUUGUCAAUUGAGUGGGGUGUUGCCAUCUGAACUGGAUCAGAAACUGUGCCAUUUGCUCAUCGAACAGCAAGAGAGCCAGAUUGUAGGGCUAGAGUCUGAACUGCAUUUGGCCCAAUCUAAACUCCAUGACAAAGAAGCCGAACUCCAAGCAUUGAAGGACUGCGUUAAGCGCCUUACUGAAUUUUCUCUAGCAACUGCCUCAGAUGAAGAAAGUGAAGCCCAGAAGGAAGAAGAGAAGAUUAUUGAUAAUGGGGAUUAUGAUAACAACAUGGGACCUGAGUCAAAGAGAUCAGUGGUUGGGAUGAAAAGAUCAAUGGACUUUGAACCAUACAGUUGUGACAUGAAAUGAAAUGAUAAUCAUUUUAUAUCUACCAAAAGCAAAGUGGGGAAAGGUUAGUAAACUGGCAAUCCUUGGAUGCCCUGAGAUUUCAUUUUGGGUAUACUUUUCAUAUGUGUGGGCCAUCCAUAACCAUUAAAUAUUGUAUUUAUGUAAGAAAAAUGAUGCAGACCACUAAUUAGUGGUUGCACUAGGGAUGUGGCAGUGGGUCCCACCCACUGCCACAUGUGUUUUGUGUCUUAGUUUUUGUUUUUUGUUUUUUGUUUUUUGUUUUUUGUUUUUAACUUGCCGCAUUAUUAGUGGCAGUGUUAGGGGUAGAAAUUUAGUGGUCUGUAGCAUUGUUGAUCUAUGCAAUGCACAUUGCCUGUUUCUCACUACAAUACACUUGUCCCCCUCCCUAACUUCAGUUGUAUAAACACAUUUAGGAGCUGUUUCUUUUAGUUUAUUAGUUGUAACUUUUAACUUCUAGUUUUAGUUUAAUUAGAAAUAAUAUGUUGCUUGUAAUUUAUGAUGAAAUAACUUGAGUUUAUUUCAGUU
Molecule: messenger RNA, 1992 nt
Organism: Camellia sinensis
Lineage: Eukaryota; Viridiplantae; Streptophyta; Magnoliopsida; Ericales; Theaceae
Biological process (GO): asymmetric cell division
Source: RefSeq, a predicted model, not a curated record